Molecule: messenger RNA, 2497 nt
Organism: Ostrinia furnacalis (Asian corn borer)
Lineage: Eukaryota; Metazoa; Arthropoda; Insecta; Lepidoptera; Crambidae
Gene: TRAM
Product: translocating chain-associated membrane protein 1
Exons: 12
Coding region: 134-1615 (493 amino acids)
Biological process (GO): SRP-dependent cotranslational protein targeting to membrane, translocation; protein insertion into ER membrane
Cellular component (GO): endoplasmic reticulum membrane
Source: RefSeq, a predicted model, not a curated record
AACAAAGAGUUGACGUUUCACCGCGUAGCAAGUGAAAGUGUCACGUCGGUGUAAUUUCUGUCAGGAAUAUUUUUGUUUCGCUAAAAAUUCUUAUUGACUGUCUAGUGAAACAUAUAGGUUAUUGCCGGGGAAAAUGGGUGUAAAACCUGCAAUUGGAAGAAAAUCUAACAAGAACCCACCUAUUUUCAGUCAUGAAUUCGUUAUUCAAAACCAUGCAGACAUUGUUUCAUGUGUGGUUAUGUUUUUCUUAGUCGGAUUGAUGGUCCAGGCGACAAGUCCCGUUGCGAGUUUGUUCAUCAGUCUUCAUCAUAAUGUCAGUGGCGUCGAGCCGACACGAGAACUGCCAAAGGGAGAGCCUUUCCUCUAUGAAGCAGGCUGGAAAGAUGGUUGUGCGGUGUUUUUCUACUCCCUCGUCUGUAUUGUCAUGCAUGCUAUUCUUCAGGAAUACUUUUUGGACAAAAUUUCGAAAAAAUUUCACCUUUCAAAGUCAAGGUUGAGUGCACUCAAUGAGUCUGGACAACUGAUUGUGUUCCACUUAGUGACUCUUUUCUGGGGAGGAGAUGCUAUUAUGCGUGAAGGCUUUGUGUUCAACAUUUCCAAACUUUGGGAUGCAUACCCCGACCACCCAAUGAGUUUCUUGCUGAAGCUGUGGUGGAUUGUCCAAGCUGCAUACUGGCUCCACACUAUCCCCGAACUCUACUUCCAAAGGAUUAAGAAGGAUGAGUGGGCCGGACGCACUCGAUCUGCCGCUAUUGCAUUUGCUUUUGUCGCUGUUGCAUAUGGAUUCAAGUUCCAACGUGUAGGAGUGUGCCUUGUGGUACUCCACUCCCUGGCUGAAUUCGUCGCCCACAGUUACCGCCUCAACAAUAUCCUGAGGGGAGAGAGGGACGACUUCUUGGACAAAUUCGUGAGUCUGGUGAACGGCAGCGUGUUCGUGGCGGUGCGCCUGUGCUCGCUGGUGCUGGGCGUGCUGACGUUCUACUUCGGGCUGGCGGGCGUGGCGCCGCUACUACAGCGCGUGGCCGCGCUCUCCGUGCUCGUCACCUUCCAGGUGUACUUGAUGUACAACUUCAUCUCUGAGACAAUCAAGCAGAGGCAAGAGUCCCGCCAGCUGGCCCAGAGCAGGCCCAAGAAGGAAAAGAAGGAGAAACCCAAGAAAGAAAAAGUAAAGAAAGUCCCCACCGAGGAGUCAGACCUCCCCGAGGUGGACCAGAACACCAACAAGACCCUACGACAGCGCCAGGCCACCAAAGCCAAGUUCGUGAGCCUGGUGAACGGCAGCGUGUUCGUGGCGGUGCGCCUGUGCUCGCUGGUGCUGGGCGUGCUGACGUUCUACUUCGGGCUGGCGGGCGUGGCGCCGCUACUACAGCGCGUGGCCGCGCUCUCCGUGCUCGUCACCUUCCAGGUGUACUUGAUGUACAACUUCAUCUCUGAGACAAUCAAGCAGAGGCAAGAGUCCCGCCAGCUGGCCCAGAGCAGGCCCAAGAAGGAAAAGAAGGAGAAACCCAAGAAAGAAAAAGUAAAGAAAGUCCCCACCGAGGAGUCAGACCUCCCCGAGGUGGACCAGAACACCAACAAGACCCUGCGGCAGCGCCAGGCCACCAAAGCCAAGUGAAGCCGCGGCGCGCGCUAGUAUCCUAGAUUGUCUCCAUCCCGUACUGAGUCUUUCCACUACACUUCACUCUCAUCCUCUUUCUUCAGUCUGUCUACAACUUCACCGUUAUCGUCUAAGCACAAAUACCUUCGUUCUCAGACUGUCCGACGGCAUUUAUAUUUUACGAUAUCGUAGUCUACCCUCAAAUGAAUGUUAAUGGAUAGAUUCAAACGUCUCUGUGUACAUGACAUAAUAUUAUUAACAAUAUUUAUCAUAGCGUAACAUAUUAUAACAUAGAUGUGGUGUCGAUAUCUUUUUAAUCAUACAUUCAUUUAGACUGCGUACUACUAUUGUCAUUAAAAGUAUAGUGGAUACAGGGUUGUAAAAAUAUCUCCUAAAAGUGUAAAAAUAAAAACUCUAGGUUUAAAUGUUGUUUAUAUGAAUAUAUUGAAUAAGGAUUAUGAAGUACUGUGUGUUCAUACACAUUAAAUGAUGAAAAUUCCAUUUUUAUUUUGCAUUUCGAUUUUAAAUCAAUAUGUUCUUCAUAAUGGAUUCCAAUAAAGAUAACGAUUUAAAUGAUUUUUAUUUUAUUUUUAUAUGGUUGCUAUAUUUUUAUCACAUAAAAUUUCUAUAUUUUUAACUCGAUACUUAGUUUUCUUAUGUGACAAUCUUUUGGUGCUCUUGAAUUUUAUUAUACUUACCUCAAUCGAAAUUAUCUUUGGUUUUUGAAUGGGGAUAGGCGUGUUGCGUGUAACAUCAUGAGAUGCGAUCUAAGUUUAUUGUUACAACCAAUGCCUGUAAGAUGGUACACAAUGAAAUUAUACUUCCUAAUGUAAAAUUGUGCUCAUAAAUUAUUAUAUAAUUUUCGUGAGAUAUGUCAAUUUUAAAAGCUUGAUGUUAUUU